This is a messenger RNA of Prorocentrum cordatum, 987 nucleotides long. The record is from the annotation of a GenBank genome assembly. Lineage: Eukaryota; Dinophyceae; Prorocentrales; Prorocentraceae.
AUGUCGUGCCUCAAGUCCCGAGCCUCUCCCGCACGCCUCCGGCUCGGACGUGCCAGGGCAUUGCUGUGCAGGCGAGCGAGCGCCAAGGCCUGCACCACGGCGGCCCGCGGCUGCCGGGACUUCGUCCCCGCCGCAGCGCCCAGGGCUGCAGCGAGGGGCCGCGCCCCCCGCGAGACCGCGGAGCAUAUUCGACCCGUCUCUCGCCCACGAGCCUCGGCGCGGGCGAUCCCCGGGCGCGCCGUACGCGCGCUCGGCGCGAUGCUCCCGCCGCUGCGCGCGGUGGCCCGGCCGGCGCCCCGCGCGGCGGCCCCGCGGGCGCGCGGCGCCGCGGCGCCGCGGGCGUGGCCGGGCCGCGGGGCGCGCGCCGUGGCCCUGGCCGCGGCGCUCGGCGGCCUGCGCGCGCCGCGCGGGGCGGCGCCGCAGCUGCCCGCCCUGGCGGGCGGCGCGCCGGCGCCCUGGCGCGGCGCCGCGGGCGCCCGGGCGGCGGCGCCGGCGUGCAGAGGAGGGGCAGCUUUGCUGCCCCCGGGGGACGUCCUCAGGCACCACGCCAUCAACACCAGCUACGACCCGCGCCUGCGGCUGCUGCGUCCCUCGCCUCCGGUCUACGAGCUGCCCGGCUUCCUCCUGGAGGGUUCCAUGGGGGCCUCGGACCACACCCUCCAGCCGCUCACGGGCGACGAGUGCCGGGCGCUCGUGGAGCUCGCGCGCCCGCUGCUGCAGCCGUCGCCUGUGGUGCAGCUGGCGAGUAGCCCGGGCUCGGGCGGCGCGCGGGAGGUGCACGGCGUCUCCGCCUCGCGCACCAGUACCACCUGCUUCCUCGCGAGGGAGUCGUGCGGGGCCCUGCUGGCAAAGGUCGGCGCGCUGACGGGCAAGCCUCGGGAGUGCUUUGAGUUGGUGCAGGUGGGCCGCUACCUCAAGGGACAGUUCUACCGACCGCACCACGACGCGCUCGAUCCGCACACGGAGAGUUGGGCAGGGAGUUCGUGA